Molecule: messenger RNA, 3180 nt
Organism: Talaromyces stipitatus ATCC 10500
Lineage: Eukaryota; Fungi; Ascomycota; Eurotiomycetes; Eurotiales; Trichocomaceae
Product: kinesin light chain, putative
Exons: 3
Coding region: 1-3180 (1059 amino acids)
Biological process (GO): nucleoside metabolic process
Molecular function (GO): catalytic activity; protein binding; ADP binding
Source: RefSeq, a predicted model, not a curated record
AUGGCUGCCUGGACCCGCCGAUCGCACAAAGAUUACACAGUCGGAUGGAUAUGUGCAUUGCCGGUGGAACUGGCGGCUGCAAAGGUCAUGCUCGAUGAAGUCCACAAAGACCUACCGGUGUCGUCCACGGAUCACAACACGUAUAUUCUCGGAAGUAUCAAAGACCAUAAUGUUGUGAUUGCUUGUUUACCAAGCGGUGAUUAUGGCCUUGUGUCGGCAAAUACAGUGGCAAUGCAACUACUAUCCAGCUUUCGCUCGAUCCGGUUCGGUCUCAUGGUGGGAAUCGGAGGAGGGGUACCCAGCGAUGUCGCUGACAUCCGCUUGGGUGAUAUAGUGGUCAGCAAGCCGACUGGCUCAUAUGGCGGAGUGAUACAAUAUGACUACGGCAAGACCUUGAGUGGUGGAUUUGAACGAACCGGCAUGCUGAACCGCCCACCCCAGGUCCUGCUAACGGCACUCUCUAAGUUGCAAUCGAAUCAUCUCACCGAGGGAAGUAGGAUAGCGGAGUUCCUCACAGAGGUUGAACAAAAGAAUCCCCGACAAGCCGCUACGUUUACUCGUCCAACGCAGGAAGAUCAUUUGUUUCUCUCUGAUUAUCACCAUAUUGAUUCUCGCUCCGCAACUUGCAAUGCUUGUGAUCCCACUCAGAUUGUUUCGCGGCCUCCUCGAGACCAUGACGAGCCCCUGGUCCAUUAUGGACUUAUCGCGUCAGGCAAUCAACUCGUGAAAGACAGCAAACUACGGGAUCAAUUAGGCCGUGGGCUAGACGUUUAUUGUGUGGAGAUGGAGGCCGCAGGAUUGUCCAAUAACUUCCCGUGCCUUGUUGUUCGCGGAAUCUGCGAUUAUGCCGAUUCUCAUAAGAAGAAAGAGUGGCAGGGUUAUGCUUCAGUUGUCGCAGCAGCAUACGCGAAAGAGCUCUUGAUAUGCACUUCUGUUCUCAGCAUAAAUCAAUCAGAGACUGCACGAGAACCUUUAUCCAAUGCAAGAGAAUUUCACGUCCCAUUCGAUCUUACCGGAGUACCUGCAGUCGAAAACUUUUUAGGACGAUACAAGGAGCUUGAGCAUCUUUGGCAUCAUUUACAACCAGAGGAAAAGGGACCUCGGAAAGUCGCUGUACUUCAUGGACUAGGUGGCAUUGGCAAAACACAACUAGCGGCCCGCUUCGCACGUGAGCAGAAGGAGCAUUUUACUGCUAUCUUCUGGUUAGCUGGCAAAAGUCGCGAAACAUUGCUGCAAUCGUUGAGCUCAAUUUCGUCUCGGUUACCUGGCCAGUCCAGCAAAUCUGCUGAAGCGAAUGACAGUGAAGUAGAGCAAAAUGCGAAGCGAGUGUUAAGGUGGCUCGCAUCAUCGAGAAACACACGAUGGCUCCUCAUCUUCGAUAAUAUCGAUCAGUAUUCGCCUGGGACCGACUAUGGAUACGACAUCGGCAAAUCUUUUCCUACAGCGGAUCAUGGGUCGAUUCUAAUUACUUCUCGACUUCAAUCAAUAACCGAGCUUGGACGGCCGUUUGCCGUUCAGGGGUUUGAUUUCGAGGACGCCAUUUCAUUACUCUGGCAGAGCAGGAAUCAACCAGCCCCAGAUACUGCCACAAGGCAAGACCAAGAUGUCGUGGACCUGAUCAAUCGUCUUGGCGGGCUACCAUUAGCGAUUACUAUCGCGGGAUCAUUUAUGCGUGAAACCGGUACCAGCGUCAGCGAGUACUUACAAUACUAUCAGAGAUCCUGGCACGAUCUGCAUUCGGAUACUAAACCAGGACGUCAUUAUCAGCAGGGCAAUAUUUUACGAACAUGGUCAGUUUCGUAUGACGAAAUUCGAAAACGAGAUCCAGAUAUUGCUGAAUUGUUGCUAUUACUUGCUCACUUUGACAAUCGUGAUAUCUGGUACGAGCUACUAAAAUGUGGCCAACGCAGUCCAAAUCCGCCAGCAUGGUAUGCUGAUGUUAUAUCAGACAGCCUGACCUUCAAGAAAAGGAUAAGGAUUCUGAUAGAGUUUUCAUUACUCAGUGUGAACGAACAAAAAGGCAGCUACAUGAUGCAUCCGGUUGUGCAGGACUGGUGUCUUGAUAUGGCUAGUAUUGAGGAGAAAGCAAGAAACAGACGAUGGGGCGAGCUAGCCUUGGCCAGUGUUGGGCAUGCGGUACCCAACUGGGAUGAACAAGAGUUGGCCAGUGUUGAGCAUAAGAUACCCAGUCCGGACCCCAAAGCUUGCCUCGAGUUUUAUCGGCGAUUGUCAAUUCAAGCAGAUUACACGCGUCGGUUUUGGAGGGGUGAUGAGCUGACGGACAACACUGUGAUCUUAGAUGCAAUUCAUAGCUUUGGGCGUCUCUAUGCUAAUUCGGCAGAGUUCAAAAAGGCAGAGAUGAUGUAUUUGCGAGCAAUAGCAGGGUACGAGAAGGUACUAGACCCAGAUCACACCUCCAUCAUGGAUACUGUCUAUCAUCUUGGGGUCCUCUACAAAGAGCAAGGAAUGUGGGAUGAGGCAGAAUUGAUGUAUCAGCGAGCGCUAGCAGGCUACCAGAAGGCUCUAGGUGCUGAUGGAAUGCCCACUCUCACCACCAUUUACAGCAUAGCGGUUCUCUACAAAUAUCAAAGAAAGUGGAAAGAGGCAGGGAUGAUGUAUCAGCAAGCACUAACAGGCUACCAGAAAGCACGAGGUCCAGAUGAUAUUUCCACGCUUAAUAUCAUUGAAGGCAUGGCAUUUGUCUACUCCUUUGAGAGAAACUGGGAUGAGGCAGAAACGAUGUAUCAACGAGCACUUACAGGCUAUAAGAAGGUUCUAGGUCCGUAUAACUCUUUAACUCUUAAUACCUUUGACCGCAUGGCGACUCUCUACAGAAAAUUGGGAAAGUUUGAAGAGGCAGAGAUGAUGUAUCAGCAAGCCUUGAAAGGGAUUGAAAAGACAUUUGGUUCGGAUCAUAUUUUGCAUCUAGUUGUGGUUAACGCCCUUGGAGCUUCCUAUAUACAGCAGGGAAAGUGGGAAGAGGCAGAGGUACUGUAUCGGCGAGCACUAGCAGUCUACAAAACUACACUGGGCCCAGACCACUAUUUUAUCGAGAAAGUUAUGCAGAGAUUAAGAGAACUAAGGAUUAUGCAUAUCAUGUUCAACAAGUGGUUUGUGAUUAGGGGCAUAGGCGAGCUUCUCGGUCUCCUUUUCUGGGCAUAUGUCUGGUACUAUUACUAG